AUGUCUGAUCCCGUCGUUCCACCUAUUGUUCCAGAAAAAGAUGAUAGACUUCCAUAUGAAAAAAUAGAAAUUACAGAAGACCAUAGUUUGAUUAACAGACGUAAAUUUCAACAAGAAACUGAUACUCACACUCUCGAUCUUGUUAAAGAAAUAUGGGAAUU
Messenger RNA from Dentiscutata erythropus, 161 nucleotides. NCBI's taxonomy places the organism in Eukaryota, Fungi, Glomeromycota, Glomeromycetes, Diversisporales, Gigasporaceae. The record is from the annotation of a GenBank genome assembly.